AUGUUAUAUUUUGUAACUACAAUGGAAAACACAGAAAAAUAUAUUCCAGUUUGUGAAUGCGAGGGUGAAGAUUUUAUGGAAAUUCCGUUGGAGAGCGAUGGUACUCUUUCAACAGCUACAUUAAGUGCAUACUUUCCCGGAGUCACUGGUCUUAAAUUCCGCCUUGAUUCUUAUUCACCAUAUAGAGCUCUAAGGUUGUACGAUGGUAAAUUCCAUGCCCCUGAAGGCAGCUGGACCGGCCAUAAAUUCUAUUGUGUCCAUCCUAAAGGUGUGUGAUUAAAACAUACAACUUACUUAUGGUGGUGUUAAUUAUGUAUUUUAUUUUUAGGUGAUAAAAGAAAACUAGAAGAGUCUGACACCAAACCAUCUAAAGGUUGUCACAAUAUGAAUUGUACAGAUUUGAUUGUUUUGGGUAUACCUUACCAGUUGUCAGAAACUCAAAUGAAAGAAUAUUUUCUACAAUUUGGAAAGCUAGUAAUGGUUCAGGUAUAAAAACAAUUUACAUUGUCUUUUGUAAGAAUAUCACAAAUUAUAUUACACUUUUAGAUAAAACGAGAUGCAUCUGGGAAUUCUAAAGGCUUUGGUUUUAUUCGAUAUGAAGAUUAUAGCGCUCAGGCUAAAGCUCUUGGACAACGCCAUUAUGUGAAUAACCGAUGGGUUGAUGUGAAAAUACCUGCUUCAAAAGUAUUAUAUUUAAUCUUCAUUAAUUUGUAAUUAUUAUGAGUGUAAUCUUCUAAAUAUUUGCCUCAAACACUUUUUUUAAAAAAAAGAUUUUGACAAGUUAAAAGAAAGUUUAUAAUUUAGCAAAGCACAUAAACCUGUAACUAAAACUACCACACAAAUUACUAUUCAAAUAUCAGUACUAUUACAACUUGCAAUUUGGCAUUUUUAUUUUUACACACAGUAUGUUCCAUACAUUUUAAGAUGACCAUUCUAAAAUUAAUACUAGUGUUGAAAUGAUUAUAAAAUUCUAAGAAGUAAUUUGUAUAUUUUGCAAAAAAUUGUUCGUAACCUUUGGCUGUAGUCUCGAGAAGUUAUGGAACGCGCGCACUGUGUAUAAGAUUAUAUAAUCUAAUUUUAAUUUGUAUUCCACAUUUUAUAACAGACUACUGUUUAUGUAAAAUGAUAAAAAAAUGUAUUAUUUUAUUAUGUUUAACUAGGAAGGAUAUUAUUCUAAAGUACCACACAAAAUUUUUGUUGGUCGUCUUACUGAAGACAUUAGUGAACCUGACUUAAGUAAAUAUUUCUCUCAAUAUGGUGAGAUAACUGAUGUGUUCAUACCAAAACCAUUCAGAGCCUUUGGUUUUGUAACCUUUAAUGAUGCCUCUGUAGCACAAAGUCUCUGUGAUGAAGAUCAUAUUGUUAAGGGAGUUUCGCUUCAUAUCUCCGAAGCAAAUCCUAAGUCUGACCAAAGCCGGGUAAUAGUUGUACAUGUUGAUUAUCUUAAUCAAUUUUAAAAUUUAUACUCUUAAUAUGUUUAUACAGGAUAAACAAGUUAGUAGCCAACAACAAUAUAUGAGUAGUGUUCUAACAAAUGGUAUGCUGGCUGCUGCACUUAACCAAGUUGCAUAUCAAACACAACCAAUCCCUUACCAAAGCCAUCGUGCAUAUGGAAAAGUACAAGACUGGAAACGCCGGGGUAAUUAAUGUAGUCUACUAUUUUUAUAGUAAAUUAAUAUGAAUUGUGAUGGUUAAUAAUCGACCAAAGGGACCUUCCUUCCCUUCUUUUAUCCUAGUCAUAUAUAUUAACAGGUUCUCAUUACUUAAACCAAUUUUUUAAUUAUUUAAUUAUUCAUUCACAUUAUAAUUCAUUUAGUAUUAAAAAACUUCAAAAAAUACCUAUACAAAUUAUACAUAAUUGAAUUAUUUAUAUAAAAAUAAAUAAAUAAGUAAGAAAAAUUUAUCCUGAAAUAUUAUUGGUUAAUAAUAAUUUGUAAAUAAAACAACCAGCCAUACUUCAGGCAAUUUUUUUUUACUACAUAUUUAUUUUAUGUAGGUACAUUAAUAUUUAACAUAUAUAUAUUUACAAAUAUAUAUAUGUAUAUUAUUUUAUUUAUCAUUUAAUAUUACAUGUUAAAAAAAUCAAUUGUAACUUAUGAAUGUUAUAUUUUGUGAGUGUUAUUAUAGAUACUGUGUGUUUUAGUUUUUUUUUUUUUUUUUUUUUCAUCAUUUCCCAUUGAAUCACAAUUUAUAAAAUUAGAUUACAUUAGUAUAGUUUUCAACCAAAAUAUUCGACACUACUUUUUGAUGCAAUGUGAGAAUUUUCUAGCAGUUUACGACAUGUGAGCGAGAGCGUGUGGUAUUAAUAUGAUGAUUGAUGGAUGUGUCAGCCUAAACAUCAGUAUUAAAAGGUGAGAAUCCCAUGUUCUGUGUUUUUAAUAUUUGCAUUUAAUUAAAUUAAAUGUUUGCAUUUCACGUGACAAAUAAGAAAAUAAAAGUUAAAUUAUUUUAAGUGUAUGAUUAAACUUUAAUAAUAAUCUAUACUGAAUAUGCAGAUAAAAAGAUUUCAUUUAAGAUUAAACACUUUAAAAAGGAUUUAAUUUUUUAUCAAUAUGUUUUUAUAAAUUGACAUAUAAAAUAUUGGGUAAUUAAUACAAACCUGAAAGAGCUCAAUUAGAAGAACUGGCAUAACAUUUUUUAUCGGAAGUACAGUAACUCGUUUUAAAAAAAUAUUUUAAUUUUAUAAAGAUAUUAUCUGUUAUGUAUUAUUGUAAGAGGAUAUCAUAGUAACACAGAAAAAGUGGUGCUCAGGUCUUUCUUUAGUUAAUAUAAAUAAUUUAUGAUAAAAAAUAUUAGUAUACUAUCUAUUAACUAGUAGUGAUUUUGAUUUAUGAAUACUUUAAUAAAAAUGGAUAACAAUUUUUUCUCUGGGUGCUUAUAUAAUAUUAAUAUUUUUUAAGCCCCAACCCCACUGAGAUUAAUUUGCAUAUACAUUGAAAUUUAUUUUUAUCUGUCAUAUUAUAUUGUAUACCCAACUAAAAAUAAAUACAAACUUAAAAAUAUUUAUAUUCCCUUAAUUUAUAAAAAUGAAAUUAUGUUUUCAAUGUUUAGCAAAUAAUAUUAUUUAGUUAUUAAUAUUUAGAAUUCUCUAUAACUAUACUAAAGUUACACAUAUCUUGACUUCAGUAUUAUUCAAUUAUUAUUAAGAUCAAUGCUUAAAUUUUAAUGAAAGUAAUAAGAUGUAAAACAACAAUUAUGUUUCUAGAAAAUUAAAUUAACUUCUAUUUAUACAAAUUAGAUAGCUACAUUAAAUUUAAAAAAUAUAUAUGUAUAUAUUAUAAUGUCCCACAAAAAUAUACUUAUUGCAAUAUCUCCUGUGAUAAUAAAUAUAAUCAAAUUUUUUUUUGUUUUUUUUUUUUUUUUUUUUAUACAUUUAUAUAUUACUCACAGGUAUAAGGCUACAAAUAUUUUUAUUUUUAAAUUAAAUUUUCAUAUAUUGAUAAAAAAAAACUUGAAAAUAAUAACUUUUUAUUUUAUUAUUUUUAAAAUAUUUUACAGAGUAUAUUCUUUUAAAAAUGUUGAUAUUUUAACUUUUUAUUUCUUUAAAUUUGUAAUUUAUAAUCAUUUUUUAAAGUAAAAAAAUAUAAUUAUACAGCUAACUGUUAUCACAUUUACUAAUUAUUAUCACUAUGACUAAUUGACUACACUUCGCGCCUGAACUUAAAAAAUCACAAUUUUAAUGAAAAUUAAAAGUUAAUAUUUCAAAAUUUUCAGAAGAAUAAAAUAAAGUUACUUUGAUUUUAAAAAAAUUUGUUAAAACUAAUAUUUGUAGUCCUCAUCUUUGUGAGUAAUAUAUAUAUGUAUAAAAAAAAAAAAAAACAGAAUUUGAUUACAUUUAUUUUUUCCAGAAAUAUUUCAAUGAGUAUAUAUUUGUGGAACACUAUAUGAUUCUCAAAUCACUAAUUCAAGUACUAAUUGUUAGUCAAGUCACUAAUUGUGAUAAACUAUUUAUUUUUUUCAUUAACUUAAAAAAAGUGAUUAAAGAAUUCACUAUGUUGUCCAUCCCUAACACAAUUGUUAUUACAUUAUACAAAAUUUAUUUUAAAUUAAUUUCUGUAGUGGUCUAGUUUACCUUUGCUAUGCUGUAACAUACUUUAUUAUAUAUUUUUUAUUUUACAGAUUAUACAAAUUCCAAAACCUCAAGUGAAAUUUCUUUAUAA
This is a messenger RNA of Cinara cedri, 4160 nucleotides long. NCBI's taxonomy places the organism in Eukaryota, Metazoa, Arthropoda, Insecta, Hemiptera, Aphididae. The record is from the annotation of a GenBank genome assembly.